This is a messenger RNA of Euleptes europaea (tarantolino), 1386 nucleotides long. RefSeq names its product glutamate rich WD repeat containing 1 (gene GRWD1). Lineage: Eukaryota; Metazoa; Chordata; Lepidosauria; Squamata; Sphaerodactylidae. Gene Ontology annotation, molecular function: protein binding. The transcript is spliced from 7 exons. The coding region runs from base 1 to 1368 and encodes 455 amino acids. The record is from RefSeq and is a predicted model, not a curated record.
AUGGAGGACGGUAACACAUGGGACGGGGAAAGCGGGAGCGAUGGGGAGGAAGAUAUGGAAAUGGGGGAGAAGAUGCACAGGGAAAAGGAAGAGAGCGGGCAGGCUCAAGAAAGAAGGGUUUAUGUACCUGGGCAAGGUCCUCCUCCAGCGCCUGGAGAAGAAUUGGUGAUGGAUGAAGGAGCUUAUCGGCUUUACCACCGUGCAGGCACAGGUGCUCCUUGCUUGAGUUUUGACAUCUUGCGAGACUCCCUUGGUGAGUAUCGAACCAGCUAUCCGCUGAGUCUUCUCCUUUGUGCCGGAACCCAGGCUGAAACUGCCAAUGCCAACAGAUUGAUGGUAAUGAAAAUGCACAACCUCCAUGGGACUAAACAAGCCAGCAAGGAAGCUUUGGGGUCAGAGAGCAGCAGUGACAGUGAAGAAGAUGAUGAUGACGAUGAAGAGAAGAAACCCCAGCUGGAAUUGGCUAUGGUCCCCCAUUAUGGGGGCAUUAACAGAAUCCGGGUGACCGAGUUUGGUGGUUCACAGAUAGCGGCUGUUUGGUCUGAGAAAGGACAGGUGGAGCUAUAUGACCUACGGCGCGCACUAGUUGCUGUGUCAGAUGCGCAGGCCAUGGCUGCUUUCCUGCGAGAAGAGCAGGCUAAAAUCAAACCAAUUUUCUCCUUUGCCGGGCAUAUGACAGAAGGGUUUGCUAUGGACUGGUCCCCCAAGAAACCGGGUACUCUUCUAACUGGCGACUGCAACAAAAAUAUCCAUUUGUGGACACCCAAAGAGGAUGGCUCGUGGUUUGUAGAUCAGCGGCCUUUCACAGCCCACACUUCAUCGGUGGAAGACUUGCAGUGGUCUCCUAAUGAAGCCACGGUUUUUGCAUCGUGCUCUGCAGAUGCUUCCAUCAGAAUCUGGGAUACAAGGGCGGCCCCUGGGCAAGCCUGCAUGCUGACCAUCAGCCGGGCACACGACGCAGAUGUCAACGUAAUCAGCUGGAACCGAAACGAGCCCUUUAUUGUAAGCGGCGGUGACGAUGGGGCCCUAAAAAUAUGGGACCUGCGGCAGUUCCAGAAAGGUUCGCCCGUCGCCACCUUCAAGCAGCACACGGCCCCCAUCACCUCUGUCGAAUGGCACCCCAUGGACAGUGGCGUGUUUGCAGCGGCUGGUGCCGACGACCAGGUGACUCAGUGGGACUUGGCCGUGGAGCGAGACGACCCAGGGGAGGGGGAGGACCCCGCUCUGGCCUCCAUCCCGCCCCAACUGCUGUUUGUUCACCAAGGGGAGAGUGACAUUAAGGAGCUGCACUGGCAUCCACAGUGCCCCGGCGUCCUCGUCACCACUGCGCUAUCCGGCUUCAACAUCUUUCGAACCAUCAGCAUCUGAGAAGAGAGGCUGUCAAAA